CGAUCCGCCGAGUAUAAAUGAGGAAAGACGAAUCGAUCCGAAGACAGUCCGUUCCCUGGCCGGUCGCAACCGAGACUCGCGAUGCGGAGACUCGGCUUCCUGGGCCUGCUCCUCUCGGCCGCGGCCGUUUCCGGCCUGCCGGCUUCCGAUCCCGACGCCGUCACAGACGCCGUCCCGCCGAAGGACCCGAGGCCUCCGCCCAUGGGCGCCGAGACGCAUCACGGCGUCGUCUACCUCGUCAACCUAUACGCCGUGAGGAACCGAACCGAGCAGGACCCGGAUAACCCUCGAAACGAAACCGCCGACGCGGGCCCCGAGAUUCUUGGACCCAUCGCCACCGUCCUCCUCAUAGUCGAGACCGACGAGGACGAGGGGCCCACGGACCUGGACCAGGUCGUUCGAGAUUUGAAGAAGGAUGGCUUCAAGGUCGAGCGGAUCAGCUCCGACGGGGAGACCAAGCUCGUGAGGGUCGACGUCGACGAGACCGAGGAAGACGUCGAGAAGAGGCUGACGAAGCCGCUCGAAUCGAACAAGAUCCGGAGCAAGAGGACCCUCUGCAUGAAAUGCUUCAAGGGCGGCGGAGGGUGUGGCGGCGGAGGCUGCGGCGGGGGAGGGGGCGGGGGCGGGGGCGGAUACCCCAGCGGAGGAGGACGAGGAGGAGUGGUAGCGAUCCCGAUCGCCGUGGUACCGAUUACGGUUUCAGGUGGCGGAUACGGGCACCCUAGCAAGAGCUACCACCCGAGCGGAGGCGGCGGUCGGUGUAACACUUGCGGAGGAGGCGGAGGCGGCGGCGGAGGCGGAGGAUACGGCCACUCUUACUCCCAAGCGUCCGCGUCCGCGCAGUCGUCCAGCUGGGGAAAAUGAACCGCCCCGUGGAUCCGGGGGCGCACGGUUCCGACGACGAUUCCGAAGAAAAUACAGUCGAGCGAACUCGAAAAAGUACGAAA
Molecule: messenger RNA, 947 nt
Organism: Orussus abietinus
Lineage: Eukaryota; Metazoa; Arthropoda; Insecta; Hymenoptera; Orussidae
Product: ATP-dependent RNA helicase ded1
Exons: 6
Coding region: 82-864 (260 amino acids)
Source: RefSeq, a predicted model, not a curated record